This is a messenger RNA of Acanthochromis polyacanthus (spiny chromis), 2058 nucleotides long. RefSeq lists its product as uncharacterized. Lineage: Eukaryota; Metazoa; Chordata; Actinopteri; Pomacentridae. The record is from RefSeq and is a predicted model, not a curated record. Gene Ontology annotation, molecular function: protein binding. The transcript has 10 exons. The coding region runs from base 819 to 1991 and encodes 390 amino acids.
GUGCUUAGCAGAUUCACUCAGUGUCACGUCAUGCCUGGAAAGAAAACGAUUUAUUUUUAAGCAUUUGGAUUUGAAGCAGCUCGUUUUACCACAUUUUUGCUUCAUGUCCAUAAAUCCAUAUAAUGUGUAGACGGUAAAAUGCAUUUUAUUAUGGAUGGAAACUUCACUGCAGCCACAGAGAGAGAAGCUAAUGAGAAACUAUCAGUUUUUAUUGCACAGUUUUAUGGAACGUUUAUGAAGCAUUUCUGCCACUAAAACAGGAUCAAUAAUACAUCGUGGGAAAUAAGUGCUGAUUCACUUUCUGGCGUUCACAGUCCGACAUCUCCGUAAUCCACCGCAAAAGUUCACAUUUUUUCAACGAACUCGAAGCAGAUUCUGGACCUCAUAAAAACUCGAUGUGGAGUUUUGCAAGCACAUCGAAGAUCACGGUGGUUCUCAAAGAAAUCAAUGCAGUUUGGAUUGAUUAAAAACAGAGUUCUGCUGAAAUGAGUCGUAAAUUAAAGCAUGUUUUGGGGUGCUUUUUUUGCAUCUUCUCUGUUAAAACUUGGAUUUUCUGGUAAAGAUGCUCCCUCUCUGUUUGUCUUUACCUGCUGGUGUCUGAUUCGGAGGGUUAAACUUCAGUCUGAACUCUGGAUCCUGAUCUGUGCUCGAUGUGUUCUCUACAUGUCUCCUUCCACACAGAUCUUUUGGACUUCAGCCGAGGCAUUGGCAGGUGAAGAACACUGACACCUGAAACGCAACAAGCAACAACAGUGACCUGGAUGCACAGUAAACACUGACUCAGGAGAAACUGUCUACAAAAAGCAGCAGCCUCCUCGAUGCUCUCAUCAACGGACGAGAUGUCUCGGUGUCUCCCGGUUCUGCUGCUGGUGGCUCUGGCCUGCCUGGCUCGGCUCGGCUCGGCUGCGCCCUUCGACGCCCAGGCAGAGCUGAAGAAAGCACAGACCGCCCUGGAGGAGCUGAAGGCUGAGAGGCGAGCGAUGAAUGAGCGUUUGGAGGUGGCUGAGAGGCAGCUCAAGAGAGUCAGAGAUACACCUAAAGUUGCAUUCGCUGCCUCGCUGGGAGGAAACGGCCUCGUGAAGACAACAAACGGAAACAAAGAUCUCCUCUACAAGGACGUCCUGACCAACGUGGGUGGAGCUUACAACAAAGAGACGGGUGAAUUCACAGCACCGAUUCGUGGAGUCUACUACAUCCGCUUCACUGCCAACGCCCCCACCGACUUCACCAUGAGUGCCGUUCUCUACAAAAAUGACGCAGAGAUCCAGCUGAUUGCCCACGAGCAGCCGUCCGGCGCCGGCAGCGACACGGCGUCCAACGGUGGCGCCUUCCUGCUAGAGAAGGGUGACAAGCUGAAGAUGGUGCUGUGGCACAACACUCAGAUCUGGGACAACAGCAACCACCACAGCACCUUCAGCGGCUUCCUGCUCUUCCCCAUGGUAGAUGAACCGCUGAAAGACUUAAGUGUUGAAGACCAGCUGAAGGACCUUCAGGAGUCUCUGGUGCAGCUUCAGACUGAAAACUCUGGUGUCAAGGCAAGACUGGAGGCCACAGAGAAGGAGCUGAAGGCGAUCAGAGAUGAACCGAAGGUGGCGUUUGCAACUUCUCUUGGAGGAGACGGCCUCCAGAAGACAACAAAUGGAAACACAAACCUCAUUUACAAAGACGUUCUGACCAACAUCGGGCAGGCGUACAACUCUGAGACAGGUGUGUUCACAGCCCCUGUUAAUGGAGUCUACUACAUCCGUUUCACCGCCAACGCCCCCACCGACUUCACCAUGAGCGCCGUUCUCUACAAAAACGAUGCAGAGAUCCAGCUGAUCACCCACGAGCAGCCGUCCGGUUCGGGCAGCGACACGGCGUCCAACGGCGCCGCCCUGCAGCUACAGGCAGGAGACAGACUGUCAAUGAAGCUGUGGCACAACACUCAGAUCUGGGACAACAGCAACCACCACAGCACCUUCAGCGGCUUCCUGAUCUUCCCCAUGUGAGGAUGAAGCUCUGUCUGCACCAAGACCAAAAUCUGGCUGAUAAAAAUGAAUAAAAACUGAAACAUCA